UAUAAAAGGUAGUUGCGAGAAACGAGAAAAGCAGUUGGAAUUAGUUUUUUUUCUUUUCCCUAUUUACCGAAACAACUAACCACUCUGACCUUUAACCUCACGCGCUGGCUUCUCGGUGGUCAGCGCGUGUUUCACUUUGAUUUUGACCACGCCACUGCAGGCUUCUCCUUGGGCUUUUAUUAGGUUGGUGGGCUCUUCUGAACUAUAUAUCUAACACAUCACAAAAUAAUGGAAAUUAGUAGUGUUUAAAGGAGUGGAAAGGAAUUGCACUUCCCAAUUCCAAUUGAACAUGAACUAUAUGUUUAUUCUCAUUGCCACUUUCAAGAUUAUAAAGACGAAGAUAACGAAAUUACAAGAGGCAAUGGGAGUUCCAACAUCACACAGCACUAAAAGGAUAACACAACCUAUUUUCAAAGUAAAAGAAGACGCAUCAUUAACAGAUUCUAACGAACGCACUCUAAUUCGUCGAAGGAUUCUCAUGGAUUCCAAUAAUAAUGACACUUGUUCCUUCUCCUUACCCUACGAUUCAUGGAUGGUCAAGCACCCUUCAGCAUUGCACUCAUUUGAUAGAUUGAUGAACUCAGCAAUGGGGAAGAGGAUCAUCGUUUUCCUAGACUAUGAUGGCACCUUAUCACCAAUUGUCAAUGACCCUGAUCGAGCUUUCAUGUCUGAUGAGAUGCGUGCUGCAGUCCGUGAAGUUGCUACUUAUUUUCCAACAGCAAUAAUCAGUGGAAGAAGCAGAGAAAAGGUAAAAGAUUUUGUGAAGUUAAAUAAUUUAUAUUAUGCUGGGAGCCAUGGAAUGGACAUAAUGGCACCAUUAAUGGCAAUUGGAUCUUCUAAUGCUAAGCAUUGUGACAUGAACCUUAACACAAAAGGCAAUGGAGUGCCCUUUCAACCCGCCAAGAAGUUUUUGCCGGCAAUUCAGCAGAUAGUUAGAAGAUUAGAGAAUGAAGUAAAGGAUAUAAAAGGUGCAAGGGUAGAGGACAAUGGAUUCUGCCUCUCUGUACAUUUUCGACAAGUUCAAGAACAGGAUUAUGGUGUUUUGGAGAAGAAAGUGAAAUGUGUGCUUGAAGAGAAUCCACAAUUUCGGUUAACUGAGGGUAAAAAGGUCUUGGAAAUAAGACCAUCCAUAGAAUGGAACAAAGGCAAUGCUGUUGAGUAUUUUCUUGACACUUUAGGCUUAAAUUCUUCUACCAAUAUCCUUCCUCUCUAUAUUGGAGAUGAUCGAACUGAUGAAGAUGCUUUUAAGGUAAUAAAGAGAAGAGGUCAAGGGUAUCCAAUUCUAGUGUCUUCAAUUCCAAGAGAAACAAAUGCUUUCUACUCUUUGCGUGACCCAUCAGAAGUACUAAUCUUCUUGACAAAGCUUGCAAAAUGGAUGAAAAGCUCAUCUAUCCCAAAACCAUGCCCUUAAGUUUUCAUUAAAGGGCACAAAUUAAAAUAGGUUCAUCAUCAUCAUCACAAAGUGAAGAAGAUUUUUGGCACUCCACAUAUAUAGUUAUUUCCCACAAUGGAUUUUGGUGAAUGUGGGAUAUAACUAUCAUAAUUAUUUAAUUCCCUUUUCAGUAUAGUACUUGGGUUUGUACAAUAUAAGCCUUGUAUAUUUCCCAUGUUGUAAAUAGGUUUCAUGAAAGAUAAACUUGCUCAUCUAAAA
Messenger RNA from Arachis stenosperma, 1651 nucleotides. RefSeq names its product probable trehalose-phosphate phosphatase C. NCBI's taxonomy places the organism in Eukaryota, Viridiplantae, Streptophyta, Magnoliopsida, Fabales, Fabaceae. The record is from RefSeq and is a predicted model, not a curated record. The transcript is spliced from 10 exons. Gene Ontology annotation, molecular function: trehalose-phosphatase activity. The coding region runs from base 290 to 1411 and encodes 373 amino acids. Gene Ontology annotation, biological process: trehalose biosynthetic process.